Octopus bimaculoides (California two-spot octopus) is the source of this 792-nucleotide messenger RNA. Its product is annotated as protein FAM200A-like. Lineage: Eukaryota; Metazoa; Mollusca; Cephalopoda; Octopoda; Octopodidae. The record is from RefSeq and is a predicted model, not a curated record.
AUGAAAGUUCAGAGUACGGACAUUACAUCAUCAGCUAGGUUAGCCACUUUUUCUCGAUUUUGUGAAGGUGAUGAAUUAUGUGAUGAGACGGUUGCCCUUCUUACACUGUCUGAGCAUACUACGGGGGCUGAAAUAUGUAAAGCAACAGUGAACGAAUUGUCUUCUCAACAAAUUGACAUUUCAAAAGUAGUAUCCGUCACAACAGAUGGUGCCCCCAGCAUGACUUGUGAGAAGGUAGGAUUUAUAAACCCGUUUGCAAAAGAAGUUGGUCACACACUGAUAGGUUUUCAUUGCAUCUUACAUGAGGAGGUUUUAUGUGCAAAAGCUGGCCUGAAGGAACUUCAGGAAGUGAUGCAAACUGUUACCAAGGUUGUUAAUUACAUUUCUGCUCAGGCUUUGAAUGAGAGACAAUGUCAAGUUUUACUGAAUGAGGGUUCCAGUAUGACACCUGAUGUUAUGUUUGGUUACAUAAAGGCUUUUGAAAUGAAACUAGACGUUUUUAAGAAGGAUGUGGACAAUGAGAGAUUUAGAUACUUCCCAAACCUAAAGAGGUACAUCAAUGAUCUCUCAAAAGAUGACAGAACAUUAUCAAGUCAACUGUUGAGCAGUAUUUUACAAGCACUAACAUAUGCCUGUGAAUCCCUGUUCUCAGUGAUGAACUUUGUUAAGUCUUGUAAUAGGAGUAACCUGACGGAUGAAACUAGUAGUACAUGCAUAUCUCUGAAGGUUAUGAAAUAUAAACCCGAUACAAAAUCUCUGUCAUCAGUGAUGCAGCAGCAGAAGUCCCACUGA